GAUACAAUAAGGGUACUUCUUCCUCUAUCCUGUCUCAGCUUAACACCAUUGUCCCACACAAGGCAGGCCCUCGAUACUCAUCAGAGCAAGUCUCAUCUGCCAGCCUGGGCCGGUCCCUCUUAUCAGCAACUUCAUCAACAUUCUCAGCGAUCAUCAGCCUUUCGAAAUGGACUCUCGCGACGCGGAGAAGGCGCUCAGCCUCAACUGCAACCUGCACAGGCGCAUGUCAAUCAAAUCGUCUCCUACAUCAAGUCCGCGGACGUCAUCGCCCACGGAAUACGUACCAUGGGCAACACCUCUUCCUCAAUCUCCUCCAGAAACUGUUGUGCUCGGACUCUGGCCCUACGCAACAGCCCAGCAGAUUCAAUAUUAUGUGCAAGGAUACGAGUCACUCUACCCUGACGCGCAGCUACUUCUACUUCAAUACUCAACCUCCUACGAUCGACAGCUCGGCAAUGCACUGGAUGCGCUGACGGCCGACGAGAAACGGACGCCUCAGGAUCCACCUAAUGUCCUGCUUCAUCUCUUCUCUGGCUGCGGCGCGGCCCAAGGAUGCCGUCUGCUGCGAGCCUACAAGAUCCGGACUGGUCACCGGUUGCCAGUCAAGGCAGUGGUCAUGGACUCAGUGCCGAAAAUCGUCGUCCCUUCCUUCCGGUCUGCCCAGCAAUCACCGCAGAUGCUGUUGGCGUUCCUGUACAUCCUUAUGACUGUUGUAUUCGUGCGCCUAGUAACGACUAUCAACUUCUGGCACUUCGAUCAAAGGUGUCGGCAGAACAGGCACGAUCUAAACGACCCGCAUUUGCUUCCCUCGGAUGCGAAGAAGUGCUACAUCUUCGAGGAAAAGGAUUUGAUGUUCUCCUGGCACGACAGUCCGAAGCAGGACGAUGAAGCCUGUGUUCGCGACGAUAUCAAUGUGAGGCGUUCAUCGAUUGACGAGAAGGGUAAAUGGACCGGUGACCAGGAGCGUUACUGGCAAGGCAUUGAGAACGUCUGGGAGGAUAGAGCUUGAUGCUCAAUCUAAUCUUCUUCCUGUUGUAUUAUGUAUGUGUUGUCGGCGAUGCGCCAGCCGCUCAUUAGAGUUGGAAAUGUGUGGUGUAUUCUUUGGAGAGCGUGGCGUUC
Messenger RNA from Baudoinia panamericana UAMH 10762, 1119 nucleotides. RefSeq lists its product as uncharacterized. Lineage: Eukaryota; Fungi; Ascomycota; Dothideomycetes; Mycosphaerellales; Teratosphaeriaceae. The transcript has a single exon. The coding region runs from base 167 to 1009 and encodes 280 amino acids. The record is from RefSeq and is a predicted model, not a curated record.